CCAGAUUCCACAGUCUGUUCCUCGUCGUAACCACCUGCUGCAGCAAACCCGCGCCGCCCGCCCGCCAAGCCCGGGACCCGCUACCGCUACUCCGACGCCCGACCAUGGCAGCUCUCCUCCGAUCCGCCGCACGACGUCUGACGACGGCGCCGGUCCGCCGAGCAGCCUUCUCAAGCGCCGCCGCGCCGGCGCCGGCGAACGGGCGCGAGGGGGUUAUCGCCGCCGCGGCCGUGGCGGCUGCCGGGUCCGGGCUGGGGCUCUGGCUCAUGCCCCCGGGGUUCGCCGACUCCGGCGACGCCUCGGCCGGGCAGAUCUCGCCGGCCGAAUCAGCCGGCGCCGGCACCAGCGCCGUGGAGGAGCGGCACGAGAGGAGGAGGAGGUUCCUGCUCGGAGACUCGUACCGCAGAAGGGUGUUCUUCAACUACGAGAAACGGAUCCGGCUACUCAGCCCUCCUGAAAAGAUUUUUGAGUACUUCUCGUCCGUGCGAAAGCCAGACGGGGAGCUGUUCAUGUUGCCUGCUGACUUGAUGAGAGCAGUAGUUCCCGUCUUCCCUCCAUCCGAGUCGAAUAUCGUAAGAGAAGGGAGACUCAGAGGGGAACGCGACGCAGGAGAAUUGCACUGUGCUCCAUCCAAGUUCUUCGCCCUGUUCGACACGAACACCGAUGGUCUCAUCUCGUUCGCUGAGUACAUCUUUUUUGUUACAUUACUCAGCAUUCCAGAGUCAAACUUCAGUGCGGCCUUCAAAAUGUUUGACAUUGAUCUAAGCGGGGAGAUAGACAAAGAAGAGUUCAAGAAAGUAAUGGCAUUGAUGCGGUCCUUUAACAGACAAGGAGCUGCCCAUAGGGAUGGCUUACGUACAGGAUUUAAAGUUGGCCAGUCUGUGGAAAAUGGUGGGCUGGUUGAGUAUUUCUUUGGUAAUGAUGGGAAUGAGCCUCUACACUUUGAUAAGUUCACAAGUUUUAUGAAGGAAUUGCAUGAGGAGGUUAUUCGUCUAGAAUUCAGUCAUUAUGAUGUCAAGUCAGUGAACACUAUCCCAGCAAAGGAUUUUGCACUGUCCAUGGUCGCUUCUGCUGACAUGAAUCACAUAAGCAAACUACUUGAUAGAGCUGAUACGUUGGGCAAUGACCCUUAUCUCAAGGACGUACGCGUCACCUUUGAGGAGUUUAAGGCUUUUGCUGAUUUACGUCGAAGAUUGGAACCUCUGACGAUGGCUAUAUUUGCUUAUGGGCAAGUAAAUGGGAUGUUGACAAAACAGGAUCUACAGCGUGCGGCACAGCAUGUCUGUGGUGUUGAAUUGACUGACAGAGUGGUGGACAUCAUUUUCCAUGUGUUUGACACGAACCGUGAUGGACACCUGAGCUCUGAGGAGUUUCUGAGAGCGCUGCAAAGACGAGAAGCUGAUGUUCACCAGCCAGCGAGACGAGGCCCUGUGGGCUGGUUGAAGAGUUCUUGGCUUCCGGGGAUGCUGCUCUAGUUUGGUUCUCGCAAGAUUCUUUUUCUUUAGCCUUGGAUUACGUGCCAUCUCAAUGGUAUGUUUGCCAAGCUUAGGUAACAUAAAAAUUAGUUCUUUCUGUCACUGCUCAGGAGAGAUUUUGCUGUAGAUAUCGUGUAGGUUAGUCGAAGGCUGGCAUACCGUAUAGCAGUUGUAGAUAGUGUCUUUUGUAGUAUCUCUGGACAUGGUAAAUUGGUGAUGUAUUAUUAUAUCUAAUGUUGUAGAUGGUGUCUUUGUUGUACUA
Molecule: messenger RNA, 1737 nt
Organism: Lolium perenne
Lineage: Eukaryota; Viridiplantae; Streptophyta; Magnoliopsida; Poales; Poaceae
Product: calcium uptake protein, mitochondrial
Biological process (GO): mitochondrial calcium ion homeostasis; calcium import into the mitochondrion
Cellular component (GO): uniplex complex
Molecular function (GO): calcium ion binding
Source: RefSeq, a predicted model, not a curated record